AUGCAAGAAAAGAAGCUGCGCCUGCAUAACGAAGAGGCAAAUCUGCUCAUAGACUGCGCACAAGCUAUAAGUUUCGCAGGGAUAGAACUCCCAGAGAUCGGAAAAAUACUUGCAGUAACGGACAGGGAGGAAAACUACGAAAUACUCCACCGACUUGCAAAGGGCGGCCACAGUGAAGUCUUUGUCGUUCGGUGCAAGCGGACUCUGCAGGUGUACGCGCUGAAAAAAGUCUUCAAACAGGAUAUUGUAGAAGAUCCCCUAGCAAAUCCUGUGAUGCGAGAGAGAGACUCAAUGAUACGCGGGAGAGCGUCUGAGUGGCUCCUGGGACUGCACAGAUCGUUUCAGGACGGGGCUGCCCUCUACUUCCUCACGGACUUCAUUCGGGGGGGCGAUCUCGGGAGUCUCUGCUGCAGGAAAGGGCCUUUUCCCGAGGAGUUCGUGCGAUUCUUUGGGGGAGAGGCGAUUCUUGCGCUGGAGGAGCUGCACGGGGCAGGAUUCGUGCACAGGGACGUGAAACCUGAGAAUAUCCUGAUCGAUGCAGACGGGCACAUUAAACUCGCAGACUUUGGGAGCUGCACGAGACUCUCUUCAGACGAUCAUCGUGUCGUAGUGGGGACUCCUGAUUACGUUGCCCCGGAGGUUCUGGGGAUGUCGGGGAGACUCAGCGAGAAGACGGAUUUGUGGUCCCUUGGGGUUGUCGUAUACGAAAUGGCCUUUGGAGUAGCGCCUUUUUAUGCGGAGACGAUUCGGGAGACGUACAAUAAUAUCCUGGAGAUGAAGUACGUGAUUCCUGCGUGCUCGCCGGAGUUGGAGCGAGUCAUUUCGGGGAUGCUCUGCGCGGAGGAGAAUCGCCUGGGGAUUUCCUCGUUGAAGGAGGAGCCUUUUUUCCGGGGGUUCGACUUCUCGGGGAAGGGGAAGAACGUGCCGGUGCAUGUCCCGGGGGGUGAGGGGGAGACGCUCGAGAACUUCGAGGUGGAGGAGUUUGUUCCUGCGCAGGGGAGGGAGACGCGGAGUAUUUGCGUGCAGGGGAAGUUCGUUGGGUUUGGAUACGACCCUGAGAUCGUUAUUGUUUCAGGGCCUGAGUUUGGAGAACCUGAAAAAAAGCCCGGGGAAAUUUCAGAGCACAGGUGCAGGGCCUGCGAGAACGCCAAGAUGGAGGUGCCUGCACAUGAAAGCGUGCCUGAACAUGCACUUGAAAGCGAGAAAGAGCCUGAAUGUAUGCCUGAACAUGUACCUGAAAGCGAGAAAGAGUCUGAAUGUAUGUCUGAAAACGAGAAAGAGUCUGAAUGUAUGCCUGAAGAAGAGGAAACACCUGAAAGCAUGCCUGAAGAAGUGUCUGGGAAAGAACCUGAAAGUAUGCCUAAAGAAGAGAAAACUCCUGAAGAAGUGUCUGACCAUGUACCUGACCAUGCACCUGAAAGCAUAUCUGAAAGCGAGAAAGAGGAAGUGCCUGAACUCGAGGAAAAAGUAGUUGAGAAAAUAUUUGCACCUGAAAGUGAAAAACCUGAAAACGAGAAAAGCGCUGAAAGUGUGCAAAAUAUCGAGGAAACUCUGCAGAAAUCAGUCCCCAGCCCUCAGGAAAGCGGGCACAUGUUCAUCUCCGCGUGCGAGCAGGAGAGAAGGCGCGAGGAGAGGGAAACUCUCUCGCAGAUCUCCCGACUGGAAGAAGCCCUGCGCGAAGAGUGCGAGAGAGUCCUCCGAAUUGACGUCUCCGCCCUGCAGAAGUGCGCAGAAACAGCCCAGAGAGAAGGCCUGAAACUCGUCCAGACAGUCCGGGAGUACAAGGCAAGAUCCGACGAGAGCUCGUACCAGGCAAGAUGGCUCAUCCGGAAGCUCCAGGGAGAGAUCCGAGACACGCAGGGAAGGAUAGAGAGAGAAGUAGCUGAGAGAGUGCGCCUCACAGAGAGAGUAGAAGAGGCAGAGUUCGAGAACAGAAAAUUGCUCGAGCAAAUCCGCAGGCUGAAACUCGCAUCAAACGUCUACAAUUUCCCGAUAAAGAUAUACUUUGAAAAAAAAUGGGAGUCCACAACCCUACACCUCGAGGAAGAUCACCUCAGAAUCAAGGAAAUCCGCCUCCCCCUCAGCAAAAUAUACUUCCAGGACGUAAAGAAGAACGAACUCCUCAGAAUCAACUCGAAGGGAGAAAGUCUCUCAUUCAAGCUCCUCCUGCCCUCAGAGGAUGACGUAUACACAGAGCAGACGGAGUCCUCGUCCGAGCACGUCCCACCCGCAGGAGAGGACCAGGAACUCCUUCGGGAGCUGGAGAAGGAGCAGCAGAUCCUCGAGGGAAUCGAGAGAAUGCUCAAGACAAUGGGAUCCGGAUCCAGCUCCAUCGUCCCCAUGGCACUGAAGCAGAAGGAGGGCACGGAGAAGAAGAUCCACGAGAUAAAACAGGCCCUGCAAAUGGGAAUUUCAGCAGAUCCUGCCCUUAUACGGUACAGUAAUCACGCCUUCAGAGCAACAAACUUCCAGCAGGGAGUGCAGAUAUGGUGUCACGUGUGCAAUAGACUCCUCUACGGAGAGACGAAACAGGGUCUUCUCUGUCGGGGGUGCAAGAUGGUUUGUCAUAAGGAGUGUCACACUCUCGUGGCGUACUCGUGCGAGCUACAGCAGGCGAUGGAGAGGGGAAUAUCGAUCAUCCUCAUGGCAAAACAGCUCGAGGACAAGGAGAGGAUCAAGGCAAUUGUGGGAAGUGGGCAGCCGUAG
Molecule: messenger RNA, 2706 nt
Organism: Nematocida major
Lineage: Eukaryota; Fungi; Microsporidia
Product: serine/threonine-protein kinase MRCK
Exons: 1
Coding region: 1-2706 (901 amino acids)
Biological process (GO): peptidyl-threonine phosphorylation; actomyosin structure organization
Cellular component (GO): cytoskeleton; cytoplasm
Molecular function (GO): protein serine/threonine kinase activity; ATP binding
Source: RefSeq, a predicted model, not a curated record